GAGCAAAAGCCACGUUCAACAGACGCGGCUGGAAACGAGGAAAGCAGCAUACACUCGCGCAGAGGCAAAGAUUAAACCCAAACCCAGCCCCUCUCCAGUUGACUCUCUUCUCUCGAGUAGCUCCUUCCGUCUUUGUUGCAAGCCAGGGGGAAGCUGUCCGCGCGGCUAUGUCGUCCCCUAAGAAGGGCUUCUACCGGCAGGAGAUCACCAAGACCCUCUGGGAAGUGAGGGAGCGCUACCGGGAUCUGCAGCCUGUGGGAUCCGGAGCCUACGGGGCUGUUUGCUCAGCUAUUGACAGGAAAAAUGGAACCAAAGUAGCCAUUAAGAAGUUGUACCGUCCAUUUCAGUCUGAACUCUUUGCAAAACGAGCCUACCGGGAACUGCGACUGCUGAAACACAUGAAGCAUGAAAAUGUAAUUGGACUACUAGAUGUCUUCACACCAGAUUUGUCACUGGAUAAAUUUAAUGAUUUCUACCUUGUCAUGCCAUUUAUGGGAACAGACUUGAGUAAAAUAAUGAAGCAUGAGAAACUAACUGAAGAUAGGAUCCAAUUUCUGGUCUAUCAAAUGUUGAAGGGACUAAAGUAUAUCCAUUCAUCAGGCAUAAUUCACAGGGAUCUAAAACCUGGAAACCUAGCAGUAAAUGAAGACUGUGAAUUGAAGAUUCUGGAUUUUGGAUUAGCAAGACAUACAGAUAGUGAAAUGACUGGCUAUGUAGUUACCAGGUGGUACAGAGCGCCAGAAGUUAUACUUAACUGGAUGCAUUAUACACAAACAGUUGACAUCUGGUCAGUGGGCUGUAUAAUGGCUGAGAUGAUAACAGGAAGGCCGCUCUUCAAAGGCAAUGAUCAUCUGGACCAACUCACAGAAAUUAUGAAAGUAACUGGCACACCAACUCAAGAUUUUGUGCAGAAACUACAAAGUCAAGAUGCAAAAAAUUAUAUCAAAAGUCUUCCAAAGGUGCAGAAGAAAGACUUUGCUGCCAUUUUGAAAUCUGCCAAUCCUUUAGGUUUUGUAAAUGUGAUAUCCCAGCCAAGAGCUACUGAGAGACAUAGUGAAAUGCUGUGUGUGUUUCAUGUUUUGUUUGUUUGCUUGUUUUGUGCCUCAUGUGCAUUCCCGAAAAGCAAAGAACUACAGCUCUCUGCCUCAUGCAGCAAUCUUUUGGGAAGUACCUUUAUUCCACAGCCCUCCCCUAGGGGUGUGUCCGAACCGGUCUGGAGGCCAUUCUAAUGGCCUCCAAACUGCCGGACCGGUUCGGACUGGGCCGGUUCGGGUCCGGGUGGGGGGGUCUCACUUUAAGGGCGGGAGGGCUUGCUUACCCCUCCCGCCUCUUUGCCCCCGUCAGAGGCCGUAAUCUAUGGUAAAAUUGGGGCGCUGGAAACCAGCCGCCGCCGCUUCCGCCGC
Messenger RNA from Hemicordylus capensis (graceful crag lizard), 1403 nucleotides. RefSeq names its product mitogen-activated protein kinase 12 (gene MAPK12). Gene Ontology annotation, cellular component: nucleus; cytoplasm. Gene Ontology annotation, biological process: MAPK cascade; protein phosphorylation. The transcript is spliced from 11 exons. Gene Ontology annotation, molecular function: MAP kinase activity; ATP binding. The record is from RefSeq and is a predicted model, not a curated record. NCBI's taxonomy places the organism in Eukaryota, Metazoa, Chordata, Lepidosauria, Squamata, Cordylidae. Bases 168 to 1229 code for a protein of 353 amino acids.